UAAACAUGCCGAAACAACUCAAAACACAUUUCAAACCGCGUGUGUUGUUCAUAUUCUUGAGCGCAGCCCGUCAUAUAUUUUCGACUGACUUCUGUUUCCGAUAAUUGAACUUUUUUUUCGAAAGUUGCUUUCAAAAUGAAGAUAAAAACUGUGCCUGGGAAGCCUAAAGCCAACGGCAAGAAAGUUAAAGCUAAAAUAAAUAGGCAAAAAACAAAAGCAACCAAGAAACGAAAAAUUGAAGAUUUGGAUGCAUCCUCCGAAGAUGAAGGAAUCCACCUGAAGGAAACAAGAACCUCAGAUGAGCCGAUCCCGAAAAAGAGUAAAUGGAUCAACCGGCAGCGUGUGCUUGUUCUCUGUGCUCGAGGAAUCAAUCACCGCGAUCGAUAUCUGAUGAAGGACUUGAAAACGCUCAUGCCUCACCAUCGUUCCGAACCUAAAAUGGAACGCUGGAAAACACUAUCGGUGGUCAAUGAAAUGAGUGUAAUGAAACAUUGCAGCAAGGUUGUGCUGUUUGAAGGGCGCCGCAAACGGGAUCUGUAUCUGUGGUUGUCAAAUGUGGACAAGGGCCCAUCGGUAAAAUUUCUGGUGGAGAACAUAAACACGAUGGGUGAAAUGAAGCUUACCGGAAAUUGCUUACGGGGAUCACGUCCCGUCUUAUCGUUUGAUCAGGAGUUUACGAAGCAUCCGCAUUUGGCCGUUAUUAAGGAGCUAUUGACGCAGGUUUUCGGUGUCCCUAAUCACCACCCAAAAAGUCAACCAUUUGUCGAUCGGGUGAUUAGUUUCACUUAUCUGGACCACCGCAUCUGGUAUCGCCACUAUCAGAUUUUGUCGGAGGAUGGCGGCUUAUCCGAGGUGGGACCACGAUUCGUGAUGAAUCCCAUAAAAAUCUUCGAAGGGUCGUUCAGUGGGGACGCAAUUUGGGAAAAUCCAAUGUACCAGAGUCCAGCGAAACAUCGGCAGAUGUUGAAGAAUGCCGCCAAGGAUAAAUAUCUGAACAGGCAGAAACAGAAAGUCAACCAGGAAGUUAAUGCUCCCAAGGUGACGCAUGAUUUCGACAAGCUGGCGGAUGUGUUCCAGGGUAAUGAGGAAGAGAAAGCAAAGGAACUUCUCGCGAAGGAAGAACAAGAAAAGGCUGAGGAGGAAGAGAGAAGAGCUAUCGACGAGCAGCAUCAGCGCAUGAAGAAAAAGGAACAGAUUAAAAAGUUGAAGAAAUUGGCUCAAGCUAAGAAGACUAUCAAGAAAAUUGAUAAAGGAAAGAAGACGCUAAAGGUAAAAGCGAAAAAAAAUAAAAAUAAAGUAAACAUGGAUGAUAGUGAAUAGAAUACGUAUAUUCGACGUUAGAGUAUUGUUAUAAGAAACGCAUUUGGAGUAAAAUAAAAACUGAAAAAUUCAAGACAAA
This is a messenger RNA of Toxorhynchites rutilus septentrionalis, 1399 nucleotides long. Its product is annotated as ribosome biogenesis protein BRX1 homolog. Gene Ontology annotation, biological process: ribosomal large subunit assembly; rRNA processing. NCBI's taxonomy places the organism in Eukaryota, Metazoa, Arthropoda, Insecta, Diptera, Culicidae. Gene Ontology annotation, molecular function: rRNA binding. The record is from RefSeq and is a predicted model, not a curated record. Gene Ontology annotation, cellular component: nucleolus. The transcript has 2 exons. Bases 136 to 1320 code for a protein of 394 amino acids.